UUUGCGGAUUGCAUACAACAGCAAAUUCAGGCGACUUUACUUAAUUCUUUGUAUCACGACUCAAUUCAUUAGAAAAAAUGGCGGUUAUAUUUGAGACAGCUCAAUAUGCACAUGUUUUGCGCAUGCUGAAUUCUAUGUCUGCUAGAGACAAGUCUUUUAGAACCUUGCAGUUUGUUGCAAAGCUUUUGGCUUGGCGUCUGUACUAUAACGGAAGCUCUUUGGAAAGCGUGAACAAGUGGGAUACUUUGGAAUCUCAAAUUUCCUUUGCUAGAAAACUCUUCAGUAUUGGCAAGGUAUUUGAUUAUCUUUCAAAGUCUUAUUUUGGCAGCCUUCAAAUACAAAAUCCACUUUCAUCUUCUGAAGCAGCACUUCCUUCCAUCCAACUGACUAGAGAUAUUGCUUUUACUGGUUAUUCCGCAAUGGAAUUGGUCGGUUGGUUGCAAAAGGCAAGAUUAAUCGACUGUCCCAAGUCUAAGCGCGUCUCUACCUUGAGCAAGCAAUUUUUAGCCGCUGCUUUACUUUCCUCAUGCUUCGCAGGGGUAUAUAAUUACCAAAAGAUUUCCGAACAAUUGAAAUCAAUUCAGGCAUCCGAAUCCGGUAAAACUAAAAAUGAAGCAUCAAUUGAAUCUUUAAUUAGGGAAAAAAACGAGAUUGUCUAUUUCGCCAUCCAAAAUGCUUUGGAUGCUGUAAUUCCUUUGGCUGAGUUGGAUGUCUUAAAGUUGGAUGAUGGUUUUGUAGCUAUGACCGGCAUUACCACAAGCAUAAUGGGUCUCUAUAAGACUUGGUCAUCCAAUUAGAAAAACUUCACUACUUCCUGGUUGCUUUUUGACGAUAUAACAUAUGAUUCAUUUACAAUUUAUGAUGUUAUAAAUAUUGCUCUUUCAAUUCGUAACCCAAUCCGUUCUUUUCCGGGUAAUAUAUUUAAUUAACAGUCAUAGCAAAAAUAAAGCUUCACCUUCGUCAAUUCAAGCAUCAUUAGUCAUAUGUCAGUAUUCCGAGCUAAUUUUAACUAGAGUCCAGCUUCAGCUUGUUUAUGGAAAAGAUACAAAAGAUCGCUAAUCGUUAAUUUUCCUGAUUUUACUUUUAGUUUGCUGUCUCCCAAAGCGCCUUUUGCAAUCAGUCGCUUUUCUUCUUGCAAAGCGACGAUUCUCUCUUCGAUGCUGUUAGCUACAACCAGUUUGUAUACGAAUACAUCCUUUGUUUGCCCAAUUCUAUGAACCCGAUCGAUAGCCUGAUCCUCAAUCGCUGGAUUCCACCAUACAUCUGAGAGAAUUACACGACUAGCGCAAGUUAAAUUCAAGCCAAGUGCUCCACACUUUAAAGAGCACAAUAAAACGCGCACGUCGUUGUCAUCUCUUAGUAUUCGCAACGAUUCCUCACGAGCAGGGUUAGCCAUUUUUCCAUCGUAACGAACAAACUUGGUUUUCGCAGCAACUAAGUGCGGUUCAAGGAUAUCAAGGAAGGUUGUAAAUUGAGAGAAAAUGAUAGUCUUUCCGGUUGGUAUAGAUUUCCCUUCUUUUUCAUGUUGUCCUUCUCCCUUCAAAAUACAAAGAAUCUUUUUUACUUUGGACGACAGGUACAGUUCCCGAUCCAUUGCUACUUCUGAUGGAUCAGCAGAAAGCUUUCGUAUGUUAGAUAGGCAGUUUUUGCAAAUUGAAGUACUCGAACUCUGUGGAAGUACCGUAUAACAUAUUUCGCAUCGAACUUUACUUUUGUGACCAAUUUCAAUCCCUUCAAGCAUAGCGGCAACAUCGUCCACGGCUUGAUCAGGAAGAGGGUCCUUACCAUUCAUUUUCAUAGUGGAAAUAGAAAGAGCAUCGGCAUCAUUCUGUAAAUGUGUGCUAAUAAGCUUUGGAUGAUUGCAAGCUUGUCGUAAACGGAGAAGUAAACAGAGAAUAUUUGUAUAAUUCCU
Molecule: messenger RNA, 1912 nt
Organism: Schizosaccharomyces cryophilus OY26
Lineage: Eukaryota; Fungi; Ascomycota; Schizosaccharomycetes; Schizosaccharomycetales; Schizosaccharomycetaceae
Product: peroxisomal biogenesis factor 11
Exons: 4
Coding region: 78-797 (239 amino acids)
Biological process (GO): peroxisome fission; regulation of peroxisome size
Cellular component (GO): peroxisomal membrane
Source: RefSeq, a predicted model, not a curated record